Molecule: messenger RNA, 171 nt
Organism: Aspergillus clavatus NRRL 1
Lineage: Eukaryota; Fungi; Ascomycota; Eurotiomycetes; Eurotiales; Aspergillaceae
Exons: 2
Coding region: 1-171 (56 amino acids)
Source: RefSeq, a predicted model, not a curated record
AUGGCAGCCCCGUCCUGGGUGCCUGAGCGGUCUGCACAGUGGCAUUGGCUGGGGCAAAAGGCUGGUGGGCGCGUUUACGAUGGCAAAUCCUCGAUCAGCUGCCAAUCCGCAUUGACCAUGGAGAAUUUUGACAUGCAGCUCGUGUGUACCCAGGGUGGAGAUUAUUGUUGA